Molecule: messenger RNA, 871 nt
Organism: Amoebophrya sp. A25
Lineage: Eukaryota; Dinophyceae; Syndiniales; Amoebophryaceae
Source: the annotation of a GenBank genome assembly
GUACCAAGUUUAUUCAUGGAAGUAGAGGAACCGAACGACUUACGCAAUUCCACAACCUCUACCGGCUGCCACCAGCUUGGUCCAUCGAUGACAUCUUGCGGAAUGAUGCAGUCUUUGCCUUCGUGGAGAGACACAUGCAAACUACUGUAGUUAAGGCUUGCAACAAUUCAUCUUAAGGAGCAUCUUUAACCCCUCUGACUGUUAAGGGGGAAACGCGUCAAAGAUGCACUUAAAGAUGAAUAUAUGCGAGGUCUAAUACUGGGAGAACUUCUGAAGAUAGAAGUAACAGCCUUUCUGGUCCUCGACUAGACAAAACAAUCAACAAUAGUCGACCACAUCAAGUAGCAGCAGAAGCAGCUGGCGGGAGUAGUCCCGUGUUUUCGGAUUACGAGGGUGUUGGUGAUGGACAGCGCCUACAGCAUCAAGUGGCAGUAGAGGCAGACUUCGAGCAGGAGUCUAUCAAUUAUUCUGAUUGCAGCAUAGAUGAAGACGACUUCGAGGAAGAAAUGAUCGGUCGUGCAAGAACAAGUACCACAUGUCAUACUUCAAGUGGAAGAACGACCACGUCCAAGCAUAGCCAUAGCAUGAUGAGAAAUGACACACUACAAAAAUCUAUCUCUAACAGAGCUUCUGAACAGACACACCAGCAAAACAACAGAAACGACAGUCCUCUUCACAUUCUUAGCAUGAGUGCGAAUGUUGUUUUCGACGAUGCCGAUGAGCAGGAGUUUUCUUUUUCAGUACCAGCGCAGCAACAUACAUCCCGACAAGAACAUACGAACAAGGCCAAGAAGAGCUCAUACUACACGAAAGACUACAUCACGCAUAAUUAUGACGACAAUUAUGCUCAAGAUAUGUUGAACAGAAGUGC